Molecule: messenger RNA, 675 nt
Organism: Phacochoerus africanus (Common warthog)
Lineage: Eukaryota; Metazoa; Chordata; Mammalia; Artiodactyla; Suidae
Product: 40S ribosomal protein SA-like
Biological process (GO): ribosomal small subunit assembly; cytoplasmic translation
Cellular component (GO): 90S preribosome; cytosolic small ribosomal subunit; ribosome
Molecular function (GO): structural constituent of ribosome
Source: RefSeq, a predicted model, not a curated record
AUGAAGGAGGAAGAUGUCCUCAAAUCCCUUCCAGCAGGAAUCUGCUUAAGUGGCAGCAACUUUGGCUUCCAAGUGGAACAGUAUAUCUACAAAAGGAAAAGUGAUGGUUGUAUCUACAUCAAAAAUCUGGAGUGAACCUGGCAGAAGCUUCUGUUGGCAACUUGUGCCAUGGCUCCUAUUGAAACAUCCUCUGGGAAUACUGGCCCGCAAGCUACGCUCAAGUUUUCUGCUGCCACCGGAGCCACCCCUAUUGCUGGCUGCUUCACUCCUGGAACCUGCACUAACCAGAUCCAGGCAGCCUUCCGGGAGCCAAGACUUCUGGUGGUUACUGUUCCCAGGGAUGACCACCAGCCUCUCCCAGAGACCUCUUAUGUUCACCUGCCUCCCACGGCCAUGUGUAACACAGACUCUCCUCUGUGUCAUGUGGACAUCACCAUCCUGUGCAACAAGGGAGCUCUCUUUGCGGGUCUGAUGUGGCGGAUGCUCACCUGGGAAGUUCUGUGCAUGUGUGGCACCACCUCCGGUGAACACUCAUGGGAGGUCAUGCCUGACUUCUCCUUCUGCAAAGAUCCUGAAGAGAUUGCAAACGAAGAGAAGGCAGCAGCUGGGAAAGCUGUGACCAAGGAGUAAUUUCAGGGUAAAUGGACAGCUCCUGCUCCUGAAUUCACUGCUAUU